Perca fluviatilis (European perch) is the source of this 902-nucleotide messenger RNA. RefSeq lists its product as uncharacterized. The record is from RefSeq and is a predicted model, not a curated record. The transcript has 4 exons. NCBI's taxonomy places the organism in Eukaryota, Metazoa, Chordata, Actinopteri, Perciformes, Percidae. Bases 45 to 902 code for a protein of 285 amino acids.
CCUCUAUCUUGGCUCUCUCAGAGUUGUUCAGACGUGAGGGAGGAAUGGCGGCUCCUCGGAGUUUCUUCAUCUCUCUCUCCGGUGUAUUUCUGGUUCUGUGUGUCUCUUGUGGAUCUACGACCUCGGGCAGCAGAAGGGCCAACCCGGAGCGCUGCGGUUACAAGGUGCAGUCUGGUGCAGAAGGAAGUGGGAGGUUGCCCGUCACCUUCAGAGCUGACAACUGUUCACUCAACUACCCGCUGGGGAAACAUGUGAUCCAUGAGGUCACCGACGUCUCCUUCAGCCAUCUGGCCUGUGAGGACCAGGCCGCCGUGGUCGUCCACUGGUCUGCCAGUCCACUAGGUACUCGUCUGGUUGUCUGUUUACCUGUCUGUCCAUCGUCUGGUUGUCUGUUUACCUGUCUGUCCAUCGUCUGGUUGUCUAUUUACCUGUCUGUCCAGCGUCUGGUUGUCUAUUUACCUGUCUGUCCAGCGUCUGGUUGUCUAUUUACCUGUCUGUCCAGCGUCUGGUUAUCUAUUUACCUGUCUGUCCAGCGUCUGGUUGUCUAUUUACCUGUCUGUCCAGCGUCUGGUUAUCUAUUUACCUGUCUGUCCAGCGUCUGGUUAUCUAUUUACCUGUCUGUCCAGCGUCUGGUUGUCUAUUUACCUGUCUGUCCAGCGUCUGGUUGUCUAUUUACCUGUCUGUCCAGCGUCUGGUUGUCUAUUUACCUGUCUGUCCAUCGUCUGGUUGUCUAUUUACCUGUCUGUCCAUCGUCUGGUUGUCUAUUUACCUGUCUGUCCAUCGUCUGGUUGUCUAUUUACCUGUCUGUCCAGCGUCUGGUUGUCUAUUUACCUGUCUGUCCAGCGUCUGGUUGUCUAUUUACCUGUCUGUCCAGCGUCGGCCCUCCACAGGGAGAGAGUUAG